CGUACUUACAAUAAGUUGACUUGCUGGUUAUAUUUGAUGCAACUAAAAUAUAUGAGGAAUGGUAAAUUACUGAGCAAGAGAGGAAACCAAGGUGAAGAAAGAAACUAUAAAAACCUGCUGGAAGGCGUCUUAUUUGUAUCUCAACUGCUCUUCUUUAUCCCCCUUGCAGUUCAACUUCAUAAUAGUUUCUUUUGUCACAACGUCUGAGAAAGAGGGAGAGUAAUGUCUUCAGACAAAGAUUUGUUCAAUCUGAAAGAUGGCUUCCUUCAAUUACGAGAACACGAUAGCGUAUGCGAUGUUGUGAGGGAUCGUAUGAAUUUCUUUGUAUGGGAAUUAAAAAUGGUGGAUAGUUUUCUCGGUUUGCAGAGCUUUCCCUUCGCUGGUGAAUGCGGCAUUAUGCUAAAUGUCACACAGAAAAUGCUCAAAAUUUGGAAGACAUUGUAUGCUACUUUGGACAACCCAAAUGCAGAAUCCUAUUUGGAGGAGUUCAUUGUUACACCCCGACGGGACGAGUUCCUUGAUUCAAAUACUGAUCCCUUUACCUUUCACGUGCCAACAGAAAUAUGGAAGACUAAGCUGGAAUUCAUAGCUAAAUACUCCUUUCCCAAAAUACCUCUUUCAGUCAACAAGGUGGAUGAUAUUAUUCCUACCCCCGAUUUUUUGAUGGAAUUUAUCGAUUCUGUAGAAGAAAACCUCAGUGUUCUAGUGCAGAUCGACAAUCCAUGUUCUUUGCUUUUUGUUCCGGGACCCAAGGACCAAAUAGAAGAGGUUCUAAAGGAGUUGAAGUUACUGAGAUUUUUUAUCCUCUUUCUUUCACACAAAUGCAUAGAUCCUCAAAGCCAACAUUCUUUCUUCACUCACGUUUUAAUUGAGGCUAGCCACGCAGCACUGGUUGCAUGGUUGUAUCUGCAAAACCAUGGCAACAAAAAUCAAGACUUGGCUCCUAGUGAGAUGAAUGUUUCGUUUUCUGAUCUCCUGAAAAUGAAGACUAACGCCAUUCUUCCAGGCAUUCACAAGGUCUAUGUUAAUGUCCUGCAAGCUUUGAAGCCGACAAUACAACCAGGAUGGCAUCCCACUAAUCAAAAUGAGCAUGCACCUGGCAGUGUCUUUAUUGUGGAGACUGUCGCGCACAGUUUGGUGGAGCUACCAACUGUUAGUAAUCCUUGUCAGAUAGUUGGUUUGAACGAUCAAAUGGAAAUCCUUCGAGAGAUGCGCAACCUAUUAAGAGACAAUCUCAUCAAUUUGCCAGUACUAGAUCUUGAACACCAUUCUCAAGAUAUGGGCACUGUUAUUGUUGAUGCCGGACUUCUAAUUUACUCAUUUUAUGAUAUCAAGGGGGAGAAGGAAAACACGAUGUUAGAGGAUGUGAACCGAGAACUUGGUCUUGAUCUUCCGAGAAACAUCGAGCCUGUCAAGGCGAUGUUGUACCUCAUCAUUCGAAAGGCAUUUCAGUCUAACCUAUCAAGGAUUCAUGGUCUAGGCUAUGUUGAUUUUCUUUUAAACAACCUGAAGGAGUUCCAAAGCCGCAAUUCAGAUCCACUCUCUUCUGUCAUGAGCCAGCUUCAAAUAAUUCAGACGGAAAUUGAGAACUUGCAACCUUUUCUCAAGGAUGUUGCUGAAGAGCGAUAUAAUAAGCAUGAGGGACCUCAACAGUGGGCUACACAAUUUAUUGGCAAAGCAUAUGAGUUGGAGUAUGUAACUGAUGCUUUCAUAAGGAAAGAAGUUCCUCAUUGGUGUCUCGAGCGUUGGAUCCUGGAUAUCAAAGAGGAGAUUACUCUUAUCAGGGCAGAGGUAGCAGCGAUUCCAGAAAAGCAAGUGGUCGAGGUUGACUUAGUAUCACAUGAUACCCUUGAUACGUCCACUGUUCAUACACUAUCACAAUUGUCUAUGAAUCGAAGUAUGAAUGAAGAAAUUGUUGGUUUCGACGACGUGAGGGAAGAACUAAAAAACAAACUAACAAAGGGAUGCCGAGAACUAGAUGUUAUCUCUAUCCUAGGUAUGCCUGGCCUAGGUAAGACGACUUUGGCCUACAAACUCUAUUCUGAUAAUUCAGUUAUCUCUCGCUUUGAUAUUCGUGCACAAUGUUGUGUCUCUCGAGUAUAUAGACGUAUGGAUUUGCUAAUGGCCCUUCUACAUGAUGCUAUUGGUAUGAGGGAUAGCGUCUCUUGUGAAGCUGAUGCAGCAGAAAAGCUUAGGAGAACUUUAAUGGCCAAAAGAUAUCUUAUCCUUGUUGAUGAUGUGUGGGAAGCUAGUGCGUGGGAUGAUUUAAGUUCUUGCUUCUAUGAUGCCAAAAAUGGAAGCAGAAUCAUUCUAACAACUCGACAUCGUGAAGUUGCCAAUUAUGCUACAUCUGUUAGUAAACCCAUACCUCUUCGCAUCUUUAAUGAUGAAGAAAGUUGGAAAUUACUUGAAGAUAAAGUGUUUGGUAAAGAAAGCUGCUCCUCUACCCUGGAAAAAGUUGGCCAACAAAUAGCAAAAAAGUGUGGAGGGCUGCCUCUUUCAAUUGUUCUGGUGGCUGGUAUUCUGGCAAAGAUGGAGAAAAACGAAGAGAAUUGGAAACAAGUGGCUAGGACCUUAGGUUCCCACAUUCACAGCGAUUCAAAGGCUAUUGUAGAACAGAGUUACCAGGAUUUGCCUUAUCAUCUUAAGGCUUGCUUCCUCUAUUUUGGAGCAUUUUUGGAGGAUACAGUGAUUGACGCUUCAUGGUUAACAAGGUCAUGGAUAUCAGAAGCAUUUAUAAAAAGUUGUGAAGGCAAGAGUUUGGAGGAUAUAGCAGAAGCUUACUUGGAGCAUCUUAUCGGAAGAAAUCUUGUGAUGGUUUCCAAGAGGGCCUAUUUAGAUGGUAAGGUCAAAGCAUGUCGCAUUCAUGAUGUAUUGCUCGACUUCUGCAAGAAAAGAGCAACCGAGGAGAAUUUUCUACUAUGGAUAAAAUGGGAUCAGAAUGUCAAUCCUUCUUCCCGUAUUUAUUCUUCUCGCAAGCACCAUUCUCAACCUCGCUUGGCCUUUUGUGAAGUCGAUAAUCUUGCUGAAUGGCGUUCGUCUUGCUCACUUGUUGGCUCUGUACUUUCCAGGCGUGAUAACACAUCCUUUUGUAAACUUGCUAUUUCUGGCAUUUUACAGAAUUUCAAGUUUCUAAAAGUGUUGGAUUUGGAGCAAGACGUUGUUAUUGAUUCUUUCCCAGCGAAUCUAGUUCACUUGAGGUAUUUCUCUGCAAAGACUAAUCAAAAGUCAAUUCCUUCAUCCAUAUCCAACCUUCGGAACCUUGAAACUCUCAUAAUCAAAGGUCGUAAAGGAGGAUAUAUGUCAGUACCUAUUACAGUUUGGAAAAUGGUUAAAUUGAAACAUGUGCAUAUUUCCGGCAGCGACGGCAACGGCUUCGUUAUAGAAGCUGCAGAAGAGGACUCCACAAAACUUCAUGAUUUGGGAACUCUUUCCACUCCAUAUUUAUCUUGUGUGGAGGAUGCGGAAUUGAUGUUGAGUAAAGCACCUAAUCUUAGGGAACUGAAAUGCAAAUUCACGGGUGAUAGCAGCGGUCCAUUCCCAGAUUUGGAUUUUCCAACACGGCUUGAGACGCUGCACAUUAUCGCAGUAUUCUGGUACCAGAUGUUUCCUGUAUGCAUCUCCGGAUCAAAUCUCAAAGACUUAACAAUAUUCAAAUUUAGAUUGGGCAAUGAGAACUUAUCAAGCAUUGCUCAGCUUCAGAACCUUGAGGCACUACAGCUGACUUCCAUACAAUUUGAUGAUGAAAAAUGGGAAGUGAGCAGUGACGAGUUCACUCAACUCAAAGUCUUGAAACUAAUAGAUUGUAGCAGUCUUAAAGAAUGGACUGUCUCCGAUGAUGCAUUUCCUAACCUUGAGCGCUUGGUUUUGCGUAGAUGCUGGAAUAUUAAGGAGACACCUUCUUGUUUCGGAGACAUCUUAUCUCUAAAGUCCAUUGAGGUAAAGUAUUGCAGUGAAUCUGUUGUCAAGUCGGCCAGGAUUAUCCGAGAAACACAAGUUGAAGAAUAUCAAAAUGCUGAUUUCAAGCUCGUCAUCAAGUAAUCCGAAUUCAGCUACACUACUGAGAAAAUAUAACCAUAUUAUGUCUCAUUCUUUAGACCUUGCUUUAAUUCAUUUUCCUUACUUCAAAAAGGUUGCCUUUUACCAAC
Molecule: messenger RNA, 4148 nt
Organism: Nicotiana tabacum (common tobacco)
Lineage: Eukaryota; Viridiplantae; Streptophyta; Magnoliopsida; Solanales; Solanaceae
Product: late blight resistance protein R1-A-like
Biological process (GO): defense response to other organism
Molecular function (GO): ADP binding
Source: RefSeq, a predicted model, not a curated record